Molecule: messenger RNA, 3378 nt
Organism: Penicillium chermesinum
Lineage: Eukaryota; Fungi; Ascomycota; Eurotiomycetes; Eurotiales; Aspergillaceae
Exons: 2
Biological process (GO): RNA 3'-end processing
Molecular function (GO): nucleotidyltransferase activity
Source: RefSeq, a predicted model, not a curated record
AGAGACGCAGCUACCUUCUCGAUUCCCCUCGUGGGGGAACAGCCCCCCACGAUGGCAUGGGCGCCGCCGUCUCGCGACGCCGAGAUCCCAGCUCGGCCACAAUUGAACUCACAACAGUCCAGCUCCCUCCCCUCGACCCCCUAUCAACAUGCGCGCAACCUUUCCUUCCACUCCCGGACGCCGUCCCCCGCCCGUGGCAGCUCUCCUCGUUCCACCCACUCCGAAUCCGCCCACUUCAGCCCUCAAAAAGUGCUGGGCGGCUGUAAGUAUGAGACUGCGAUGACAUACUAUCGCCGACGCAUACCAUACAGCCUAGGGUCGGAUCUUUUGCCGGAGGAGAAGGAGGGGUUGAAAGAAAAACUCGAUGCAGAGGAAGACUCACGAAUCACGGCCGAUAUCAUGAACUUGUACGACCAGCUAUUACCAUCUGCCGAAAGUGACGACCGCCGCCGACAGCUGGUUCAGAAACUUGAAAGAUUGUUCAACGAGCAGUGGCCCGGCCAUAACAUCAAGGCGAAUGUGUUUGGUUCUUCGGGGAAUAAACUCUGCUCGAGCGACUCAGACGGUAUGUUUGGCGGGUUUGCGAGACUUAGUCUCAACGAUUCACCCGGAAUCCCAGAAACCCCAGGCUUACAAGAGACAGUGGAUAUCUGCAUCACAACAGAUUUCAGGGAUCUGGAGCAGGUCUGUCUUCUGGCAGAUGUUUUAGCAAAACAUGGUAUGGAACGCGUUGUAUGUGUGUCUCACGCAAAGGUUCCUAUUGUUAAAAUCUGGGAUCCGGAACUGAAGUUGGCAUGCGAUAUGAAUGUUAACAAUACCCUGGCGCUGGAGAAUACUCGUAUGAUCCGGACGUAUGUGGAGGCCGAUGAGCGUGUCAGACCAUUGGCAAUGAGCGUGAAGCACUGGACAAAAAGACGUGUUCUCAACGAUGCAGGCUCUGGUGGUACCUUGAGCUCAUACACGUGGAUAUGUCUGAUUAUUAACUUUCUGCAAACUCGAGAUCCCCCCAUCCUCCCGAGUCUUCAAGCUCGUCCUCAUCGGGAGCGAAUUAUCAGUGGCCUUGAGUGUGGCUUUGAUGACGAUCCAAAGUCAUUUGCUGGGUUUGGUCGCAGGAACAAACAGUCUGUGGGCGAACUGCUCUUUGAGUUCUUUCGAUACUAUGGCCAUGAGAUCAACUAUGAAAAGAGCGUGGUUUCUGUGAGGGAGGGCCGUUUGAUUUCCAAGGUGGAUAAGAAAUGGCACUUGGCAACCAACAACCGUUUGUGUGUGGAGGAACCGUUCAAUACGGAGAGAAACCUGGGUAACACGGCCGACGACACAUCCUUCAAAGGUCUUCACCUGGAAUUACGCCGAUCUUUCAAAUAUAUCGCCCAAGCAGACCUGUCUGGCGCCUGUGAGCAAUUCGUAUUCCCCCAAUCAACGGAGCGUCCCCCCGAACGCCCACCACCUCAGCCACGUCAUGUCAUCACUCCCAUCAUGCCAACCCGUGGAGGCCGCGCAGGAGGGGGCAAUGGCAAUCGUGCAGGAGGGCGAUACAACAACCAGUAUCCAAUUCGUGGAGGGUUCAAUGGAGGCCGUCGGGCAUCCAACACGGGAAGCACUAAGGGCGGAAACGGUGCGCCUGGGUCUCGGCCACUCCAGCAGAAUCCCAAUAUGCCAGAGCUUUCUAUGCAGGCACAGCAGCAAGCUCAGAGUAUGCUUGCCGACCAACUGUUUGCGCAGAUCCAAGUGCUGCAGGCUCAGGAGCAAGAAUUGCGGUUGCAUCUGCAGCAACAGGCAAUGGCUGCUGGCCGCCGUCCCCCAUUGAUUCUACGAACUAACCCUUUCCUCAAUUGGAAUGCACCUCAGCGUCCGGAUUAUGUGGGAGAAGAGUUCUUACGCUCACAGCCAAGCGUGGUUCCAUCUCUUGCGCCAGGUGUUCUACAUAAUAACCAGUACCUUCCGACCUAUGCCUCUGUCAGUGCUAUUGGCACACAGGGCAGCAGCAGUAGUACAAAUCCUUCUUCACCCUCUGUUACUGCCCAGGAUUUCCGUCCGGAGCCCCGACGUGGCUCUGCUGCCAAUGGCUCUUCAUCAAACUCCUCUCUUCGGGCACAGUCACAGCCCGCUCGAGCUCAACAUUCACCAUCUUCCCAGCAGUACUCCCAGCUUUAUCAAGCCCCUCGGCCUUUUGACACGUCUUUUGCUCCGAGCCAGGGGCUCGGACUUGAGUCAGAGGGUGGAGAUGGCAGUGGGGACGAAAGCUCGCCUCACAGGAUUGAUCCUUUUGAUGGUGGUAGAUCGCAGGAUUACCUUGGCUACCUUUCUCCAUCGCAGGAGCAGCUGCAGCAGCACCUCUCCAUGCUGUCUCUUGGCGCAGUUCCGCCUAAUGGCUAUGCCUCAAGUUAUCUCCCGAUGCAGCAUGACUAUCAGUCUAACUUGCUUCCGUCAGAUCCCCAGUCUGGUAUUAUUUCGUCGGAAGCUCAAAGUACCCGUUCGGAACAAACCCCCACUGGAAGUUCUCGAUCCCCAGCACCGCCGCAGCGGUCCACGUCGCGCCCUGCUGCUCCUGCGGACCGGGGCCCUUUGAUCGUGGACGGGUCUGUUCCCCCGGGUGAGAACCGGGUGUCAUAUGUGCCUGACUUGACCGACUCCUACACCGCGAUGACGAACUUCACCUCGAACUCGGAUGACCAGACCAUUAACACGCCGGCUAGCUUCUCAGACUCCUUGUCUCAGGAUUUCCAGGACCCUGCGCCGUUCGAGAUGGAUCAACCUGGUUUCAGCCGUCUGCCGAAUCUUGACACGCAUAAUCAUGACAUGCAUAAUCAUACCCCCAAACUUGCCGACUCUCAACUCGACGGAGGCGCCGGCUCGACCCAGCUCCUUGCUAGCCGACUGCAAAACUUACAUUUGUCGAAUGCCGAAAGACUCGCUCAAUCGCAGAGCCAGGCGAACCAGGCAAAGUCCACCAACAAAGGCAGCCAGUCGCAGCAGGGGGCCAAGGAAUCUGCUCCAGCCAAGAGCUCUUCCAACGAGAAAGCUGCACACAACCAGGCAAACGACGGGCGCCAGCAGACGUCAAACAAGCGUCGCCCAAACGGUGGAGAAGCGGACAAGCAGAACGGUGUCAACCACCACGGUCACGGCCAUGGCCACAAGCCGAAGGCCAAGGGCCGCAAUGAUCAUGCUGCGUCCGAUGCGAAAGAACGACAGGCCGAGAAUUCUUCACGUAAGGCCAAUGGCUUAACCAACGGCCCGGAGGCGAAUCAUGGCAGUGGCUGGCAAACCACCAAGAAAAAGAACCGGCGCAGCAAGGUCUCUGCUGACUCGCGCAAUGGAGGAAGCGCCAACACCGAGCCUCCUCCUGUCGACGAGUCGCAACGCAAGGGCGGGUAA